AUGGCGGCGUCGAUCGACUCCAAAACCACCCUUAAAUUCCUCUGUAGCUACGGCGGCAAGCUCGUCCCUCACUAUCCUGACGGCAAGCUCCGUUACCACGGCGGCCAAACCCGCAUCCUCGCCGUCCAUCGCUCCAUCUCCUUCUCCGAGUUAUUGACCAAAUUGAGGGAGUUUUGCGGUGGUGCUAUGGUGAACUUGCGCUGUCAAUUACCGCCGGAAGCCGACCUCGACGACGCUCUGGUGUCAAUAGUCUCCGACGAGGAUCUCGCCAAUCUGAUUGAGGAAUAUGAUCUGUCUCCUGUGAAGACUAUUUUGUCACCGUCGCUAAAAAUCAGAGCAUUCCUUUCGCCGCCGGCGAAAAAACAAUCGCCUCCUCCGUCGUCAUCCUCGUCUUCUUCUUCGUCCACCUCGUCAUCGUCAUCGUCUAAUACUUUCGAGGCCACGAUCGACUCUCCGAGGUGCUACCGCCGGCAGAUUCCGAGGGCGCCGGUGGCUAAACCAGGGAGGAAGUUCGCUCCACGUCACCACGCCGGCCGCACGUAUCUCAUCCGCUACGGGAAUCAUUGGCAAUAA
Molecule: messenger RNA, 573 nt
Organism: Linum tenue
Lineage: Eukaryota; Viridiplantae; Streptophyta; Magnoliopsida; Malpighiales; Linaceae
Source: the annotation of a GenBank genome assembly